Chrysoperla carnea is the source of this 586-nucleotide messenger RNA. RefSeq names its product protein archease-like (gene Archease). Bases 73 to 546 code for a protein of 157 amino acids. The record is from RefSeq and is a predicted model, not a curated record. Gene Ontology annotation, biological process: tRNA splicing, via endonucleolytic cleavage and ligation. Gene Ontology annotation, cellular component: tRNA-splicing ligase complex. The transcript is spliced from 3 exons. NCBI's taxonomy places the organism in Eukaryota, Metazoa, Arthropoda, Insecta, Neuroptera, Chrysopidae.
UGUAUCAAAACUGACAAUGUGUGAAUUUUAGGUUAAGAUUGUAAAAAAUUUUUUAAAUAUAAAAUAAACAAAAUGGAUAUGGAAAAUAUAAGCGAAGAAGAUUAUAAAAUUCCUGAUGUCAAGUAUGAAUAUUUGGAUCACACUGCGGACGUUCAAUUGCAUGCAUGGGGUGAUUCAUUAAAAGAAGCUUUCGAACAAUGUGCUAUGGCCAUGUUUGGAUACAUGACUGAUUUAGCGUAUGUGGAAAUGGUACAAAUUCAAGAAAUUGAGGCUUCUGGUCAUGAUUUAGAAAGUUUAUUAUACAAUUUUCUAGAUGAAUUAUUAUUUUUAUUUAGCGCUGAACCAUUUUUAAUUUGUAAAAAAGUUAUUAUUGAUGUAUUUAAUUUAGAUGAUUUUACAAUAAAGUGUCGUUGUAUUGGUGAAGAAUUUCAACUUGGUAAACAUCCUCAAGGUACUGAGGUGAAAGCUAUUACCUAUUCAGCCAUGCAAAUUGUCAAUGAACCUGAUACUAAUAAGUUUGAAGUGUUUGUUAUAAUUGAUAUUUAAGUUUUUUUUAUUAUUUUUUUAUUUUCAAAAAUAAAACAAU